AUGGGUCCUUACAAAAUGCCUACGUUGCAACAAUUUCUUAAGAAAAAGAAAAUAUAUGAUAAAAAAGAGCCUGUAUGGGUUUAUUUAGAAAGAGAAAUGCGAGAAAAUGUAGAUAAAAAGCCAUAUAACGAAAAAGUAGGAGCUUGGCUUAAGUUUUUAAAAGAAUUGAAGUUCUUUUUUUACUGUGAAGCAAAACGGAAGUAUAAAAGGCUUUGUGUGGAAGUUGGACCGCCGUGGUAUUAUGAAUUGUCAAGCAGCCAAAGGGAGGUUUUAAAUGAUUUAAAGGCUAAUAUUCAUCAAGAUUUACUUGAAGAUUUACCAAGAAGGACGAGAAAGUCAUUGUCCGAUUUAGGCGUUACUUUAAAAAUACCAAAACCAAUAUUGAUGAAGGCUAUGACAGAUUCCAUUGAAGACCCUGGUGUGUUUAUAUGGAAUUUAUACACUGCUUACUACAAAAAACCACCCAGUAUUUUGCGGCCAGACUAUGACAUGAAUGCGAUGAUUUUAAUGUCUUGUUUAGUUUUUGUUGACUUAGAAGAAUGUGUAGAAAGGUUGGAAAAAUUAACGCAAGCUGAAAGGCUUCCAACUGUAACAAAUGAGAAAAAAAUACCGAAAAAUUCACAACCAAAUGUGCGGUAUGGUGAAUAUUUACAAAAAUGCUACGUGCCAUGUUUCAGCACGCAUUCUAAAAGUAAGACUGACAAAGACAAGCCCCUCCCCUUGGGCUAUAAAGUGCGGCUACGAAGUGUAGAAAGUUAUGAAAGACUGUGUUUGGAUAAUGGAUUUCUUGAAAAACGUAAAGAAAGAAAUAAGAAAGAAAAGCAAACCGAAAGAGUAUGUAAUUAUAAAUUUUGGGAACCCCCGAGCACUUUACGUAACAAGAACCCUAAAAUGGUAGCCUAUGCUAAUAAACUGAAAAUGCUAAAAAAUAAAGCCAAACCAAAAUACAAAGCGCCAUAUAAGAACGUCCAAUAUAAUGUUGGAGGUGUAGCGUUUACUGGCGGCAAACCCACCUAUAUUUUAAACGGUGUGUCUUUAUUGCCUACGGGUUAUAUACCAAUAAACGCUGGCAUGGUGAAUGUAGACGGUGAUUUCGUCACCACCAUUUGCGGCUACUGGAAGUUUCCACGUGUGGUUGUUCAAAAGUGUGACGAUACAUGUGACUGCAUUACUAAAUGGGAAGACUCUGUUAUGGAAUAUUUAAAUAAAUCGAAAUGUACUUGCGGUCAUCUCUAUGAUUUGUAUCAUGAAGGAAAAUCUAAGGAGAAGUAUUUUUACCCGCCCACGAGGCACGGAAAGCAUUGGUUUGAUAAUGCGAAAAUUUACCAAAUGGAUCCCAUGGAAGAUUUUAUAAGAGAUACUUUCCGAGAUGCACUUAUGUCUCAAGAGCCAUCGCGUGAACCAUCUAUGCCAACCAUAGUACCUUCAGGAUUGAAGGAAAAGGAUCUACUAGCAGCAUUUUUGGCAGAACUAUCAGAUACUCCUUUAUUGAUUCCACAUCUGCCCAAAGCAAAUCUUCUUAAUAAUCUUCAAGAGUGGGUUAGGAAAAGGAUUAAGGGCAAAAUUUCACCCGAGGACCAUAAAAAAUUACUUCUACAAUCACAACGCAGAUGGCUUGAUUUGAAGCAUAUGGAUUUUAGAGCUAGAGCAUAUAGAAUACCAUUUACUCUAAAACAGUUAGAGCACAUGAAUUGGUCACAUAGGCACCUUAUACAAAAACUGUUUGAAGUACUCUUAGAUGAUUUUGUUACAAGAAAUAGAUUAAAACAAUUAACUCAAACCAGGCUUUGGUGGUCCACAACCAAAUAUGAUGUAUAUCCGAGCAAAGCAUUUUUAGACAUAUAUUUCACAUACAUGCCGGGGAGAAUGAAAGAUACUUUCCUGAUCAAUCCGUACAGCUCCGAACUGACACCAAAACAUGGUGGUAAAACUUGUCCGCUUGAUUGACGGCAUUAAAAGUGUUUGUGUUUUUGUCAUUUUUAAAUGAAAAUCAAACAAAUGUGGGCGUUUUGUCAAUUGUUGAAGUUUCGAUUGUCCUCAUUAAUUGUUUAACACG
Zerene cesonia (dogface butterfly) is the source of this 2056-nucleotide messenger RNA. RefSeq lists its product as uncharacterized. The transcript is spliced from 15 exons. Bases 1 to 1947 code for a protein of 648 amino acids. NCBI's taxonomy places the organism in Eukaryota, Metazoa, Arthropoda, Insecta, Lepidoptera, Pieridae. The record is from RefSeq and is a predicted model, not a curated record.